This is a messenger RNA of Penicillium cataractarum, 2832 nucleotides long. RefSeq lists its product as uncharacterized. Bases 1 to 2832 code for a protein of 943 amino acids. The transcript is spliced from 5 exons. The record is from RefSeq and is a predicted model, not a curated record. Lineage: Eukaryota; Fungi; Ascomycota; Eurotiomycetes; Eurotiales; Aspergillaceae.
AUGAUGGAGCCGCCUUCAUCUAUAUCUUCCCUCACAAAGAUCUGUCUCCGGGAGUUCCUGGAGUUGAUAGAGCUAUCGAAAAGCGUGGACAAUGCCUCUGAGAUUGGCCCAAAUUUACAGGAUGAGCUUGGCCGAUUGCGCGUCUGGAUAGGGAAUCUUGGAGCUCAUCGCAAACAAGCGGAUCGCUUGUCUCUAGAUCAUCGAUUACGAGAAGCACCGGGUCUACACAGUCAAGUCCGAAAUCAUAUCACAGCGCUCAUAGAGGCUGUUCAAGAGGUAACCGCAGUCAUUUCUCGUACGACCAUCGCUGCUGAAUCGUCUGAUAAUAGCAGCUCGGAAGAGGAUGACUCCGAUAUUGAUGAAGAAUGGCAACGGUUCAAGGAGGAAGAAAAUGAUUAUUGUGAAUUGGACGAAUGCUUACUCGAUAUUAGGCACACUAUCACUAGCCUGUAUAAGUUAUCCCUCACCUUACAAAACCCGGCACGUCGCGAUCGAACAGAUAAAGCAGCUCGCAUUGAUCUCUGUCAUUUUGAGUUCUUUGAUAUCCAACAUGCUUCAAACAUGUUUGGAAUUCCUCGAGAGAGUGUCCUUGCACAACGCCUAGGAAAGGCCAACACGAAACGGCGGCAACUUCUCGCAUACCACCAAGAUCACAGUGAUCAGAUCUCAAAAUAUGUUGAUGUGGCCCUGGAAAAGGCUAGGAUAGUCCCUCAGAAAGGACCAAAGUCCAUAUCCACCAAAUGGACACAGGAUACUACGAUUUCGACCGUUCUACAAAGCCCGCAUGCUAGUUGGACACAUAAUACUACGAUUUCGACCGUCCUACAAAGUUCACAUGCUAUUUCUGAUUGUGGAAGGACCAGCUUGUCGAUAACAACGUCCACGGCAAAUGAUCAGCCAACGGCAUCAAUUCCACCUCCGCCGAGAGAAGCCAAAGCCGCAGAGAAUGAGCCAUUUUUCUGUCCGUACUGUUGCCAGACAGUUCAACUCGAGAACCUCGAUACAGACUGGAAGUAUCAUGUACUCAGCGACCUGCGGCCUUAUAUAUGUACAUUCGGCGGAUGCGUGAAGGCAAACCAGCUCUAUGACAGCUUUACCGAGUGGAGCGAACAUGAGCGACAGUUCCAUCGUCGACAACUAUCAUGUAGUCUGUGUUCCUACACUUCUCGCUCAGCAGAUGAUUUCCGAGCUCACUUGCAAAAUUUGCAUGCCGAUGUUAUCGCCGAGAACCAGCUCCAGACCAUCACUGAAGCUUCCUGGAAACCGAUCACGACAUCUCAACAGUGUCCUCUAUGUACAACGCCUCCAAUGGCGGAUCAGCGUCGGUUUCAGCAACACUUAGCUCGUCACCUGCAAAAAUUGGCCCUAUUCGUGUUGCCCCGUUCUGAGCCAGAAGACGAGUCACAGCCUCUCGAAAGAGGGUCGAAUGAAUCACUGAGAGUGGUGAUGAUGGAUGAUGAGGAAUUGUCGCUCUCUUCCACAUCGAUUCACGAAACUCGCCCCAUAGCUAAAGAUACAAAGCCUGAUGAGUACUCAUCAACCUUGGGAUGGUGGGUGUGCUGCCAAUGCGCCGAUAUGAGCAACUCUCAAUUGGCUCCGACAAGGUGCUCCGUCUGCAGUCACUACCGUUGCGAUACCUGUGAAAAUCCCCAGAGCAUGGGUCUAGAAUCCGAUAGUGACUAUGGAGGCGGAGUAGGAUUGCCCGAAGGAUCUGUUUAUGGAUCCGAAGACGAAAUAAGAUUGGGCCAACAAUCUAGGGGGUCUUCUUCGGGUUUUUCUUGGAAACAAAGAAGCGGCAAUGAAGGGAUUCAUGGCGACAAGAUUUUCGACGACUUCCGUCAAGGUGCAGACGACGCAAAAACGACCGAGGAAGAGGCAAUGGCAAGAUGGGAGAAAGUGAUAUUAUAUGAGGAUAUGGAACGCACAAAGAGACAAGCGGCCGCAGAGGCUGCCACGAAGCCCACCCUGGAUCAAAAUCAGACAAUCAUGUUUAAAGAUCAUGUUGGGAGAAGUUUCAACAUUCCUCUUGUAUUGUGCAGGACUUGGAAGGAGAUGGAUGAUUUGAUUGUCACAUCAUUCCAACACGAUAAGGCGAUUGGACCACAUGUUGCUGAAGGGCAUUAUGAUCUAGUGGGCCCGAAUGGCGAAAUUAUACUUCCCCACACCUGGGACAAGGUGAUUGAGCCGGGAUGGACUAUCACGAUGGAUUUGUGGCCUGGAGUGGGGAACGCGAGUUAUCCUCUAGUCCCUACCAAUCCACCAAAGCCCGCGGACGAUGAGGAGGACGAUUACGGCGUCUACAGCACCGACACGUUAGCCGGCCUGGAUGACUACGAGCGCGAAACCAAACGCUACCAAGCGCAAAAGUCCGGCCGGACGAAUACCAUGCCCGCCCCAGCCGAAGCGCUCCUCAUCAAGAGCGCCGUCGGUGCCGGCAGUGACAACGGUAGUCAAAAGAGCGGCUCGAAGAGCAGCUUCGGUAGCGGUAGCGGCAACGGCGAGAGCAAGAAUAUGAACCUCAUGAUAAACGGAUUAACCAUCGGUUUCAAUGAAACGUCCGUCGCUGGCAAGAACAUUACCAUUCGUGCUGGUGAUAAUGGCCGCGUGCAAUUGUCUAUUGCUGGCGACCGCCCGCCCACGCAGGAUCAUGUCAGUGGCUCUUCGUAUUCCGAUCAGACGGGCCUUUCUGACCGGGGAGAGUUGGAGGAGGCACCCGACGCCGGGAAAGAUGUCAAAAAGAAUUUCAACCGAGAUCCAUCUGGUGCCUUCAGGGUGGGUAUCCGUGCGCCCCGAAAAGGCAAGGCAGAUAAGAAGCCUCAACCAGAGCCAUAG